AUACACACGACCGUUAGAAUCAGCCCCUCGCGAUUUUAUUGUUCCAAGUCAGUUUAGUUCAUUCUCAGUGUUAACAGUGGCAACAGCAGCAGUGUGCAGCUGAACUAGCCGCGAAGAUGAUCCGUUAUCGGUUGACCUUGUUGAUUGCACUAGGUGUAGCAUCAAUAGCACCGACUGGACACGGUCAGCAGGAAACCGACUUCGACGACAAAAGCUGCGGUCGGCAACAUGCGCAGAUCGAUGGAUUGAUCAAGGGAGGCUACAAAGCCCGACCCGGAGAGUUCCCGUGGCAUGUGGCUCUGUUUCACCGGAUCGGGUCGAGUGAUCAAUUCGAGUACCAGUGUGGGGGAACGCUUGUGCACAAGUAUCUGGUGGUGACCGCGGCCCACUGUGUCACGCAACGAGCAAGCCGAAAGCACAAGGUACUGGCGGAUGUUUUGGUGAAGGUUGGUCGUUUCAACAUAUCGGAAGAACGCGAAGAUCAGGGACGGGACCACGAGGUGGGUAAAAUUGUGACCCAUCGAAGCUACAAGCCACUGACGUACGAGAACGACUUGGCGAUCAUAAAACUGGCGGUUCCGGCGAUCUUCACGCCGUACGUUCAGCCGGCUUGCCUGUGGAAGCGGGACGAUAGUAUACCACUGCCAGAUUGGCGCAGACAGUCCGGCACCGUCGUUGGAUGGGGAUUGAAGGAUGAUAACAAAAUUGCGACAACAUUGAAUACAGCCCAUAUGCCGGUGGUGGAUAUGCACGAGUGUCUGGCAAGCGAUCGGGCCUUCUUUGGCCAUCUCCUUAACGCCAGGUCGUUCUGUGCGGGUCACAAGAACGGUACCGGGGUGUGCAAUGGGGAUAGCGGUGGAGGAAUGUUCUUUACACACGAGAAUCAGUGGUACCUGCGGGGUGUAGUAUCUUAUAGUAACACGCUGGAUUCGACCGGGAUCUGCAAUCUGAAGCAAUACGUGGGUUUCACCGAUGCUGGACAGUAUCUGGACUGGAUCUACGAGAAUGCGCCCAUCAACGAGAACAGUGAUCCGAUUCUCGGCCAUCCAAGCAUUCGUCUUAUCAAUCAAGGUAACUGCGGAAAGAACGAACAAAUAUUCGGUUACGCGGAGGACAGGAAGCCUAUCAUCCAGCAGUAUCCGUGGAUGGUGCAACUGCGUCAUCCCUUUGCAAGCCAUGAUUACGUCCAAUGUAAUGGGGUGUUGAUUAAUAAAAAUUACAUUUUAACCACCGCGACAUGCUAUAUCGAUUGGAACGACGACGUGUUGGUCACUCUGGGAGACUACAUCACCGGCCAGGUGAAGGACUGUGCACCACGUAAUGGGGCAGAGUUUUGUACGAGCCCGGUGCAGACCACAUCGAUCGCCGAGUAUACCCAAAAGGGUAAACUAGUUUUGGCGCGAUUGUCGUCUCCGGCUGUCAUAGGACGAAGGCAGCACAUCGAGGCGAUCUGUCUCCCCACCACGCCUGAACAACGCGAUCGGCUCUAUACAAAGUAUAUUCUAACCGGGUGGAAGGAGUCCGGCAAUGAUUCCCACUAUAUGCAACGCGCGAUAUUGGAUUUGAUACCCGAGGCACGGUGUCGGGAAGAGAUGGCCAAAUACGAGUACGCCACGGAAGAGCAGAAAAACCUCAACGAUACGAUAAUUUGUGUGCGAAAUUUGAACAACCCGAACCGUAGUCCUCAGUGUGAGGAUUACCAACCCGGCACAGCAAUCCAGGCUAUCGAAAAGAAGUCCAAUCGGUACUAUUUGUAUGGAUUGCAAACCGAUAUUUCCUAUUGUGUGAAACCGGAGACGUUCGCUGCGGUUACGAAAUACAUGGAGUGGAUAUUGGACAAUAUGAAACCUUAGACCAUUGCGGUAGUUUUUUAUGAAUAAACUUCAUGUUGGAAUCUAUACUUAUUUUUGAUUUAAGUUAUUGUUGGUUAAUGUGAAAUAGCAAUAGGUUUUGAGGCGCUCUCUAAUUUUUUUUUUUAGAAAUUAGUAGUACAUAAAGUGGUAGCUACCCAAAGCUGUAAUUUUUAUUACAAUUAUGACUAAUUACAAUUACGCCUAAUUUUUUUCAAAAGAGCGCAUCCAAAAUAACUGACCUUUUUCCAAAAGAAUUGUAACUCGAAAUACUACGGCUAUCUGAAUAAAAUAUGAUGUUGAACCAA
Toxorhynchites rutilus septentrionalis is the source of this 2158-nucleotide messenger RNA. RefSeq names its product transmembrane protease serine 9-like. Bases 117 to 1853 code for a protein of 578 amino acids. Lineage: Eukaryota; Metazoa; Arthropoda; Insecta; Diptera; Culicidae. Gene Ontology annotation, molecular function: serine-type endopeptidase activity. The record is from RefSeq and is a predicted model, not a curated record. The transcript has 2 exons. Gene Ontology annotation, biological process: proteolysis.